AGACUUUUAAGUCUACUGUCUAUGUCGAAUAAACUGUCACUGUCAGUUUUGGCACAAUAUUUGUUUUGUGCAUUUAUUUUUUUAUAUUUUCGUUAAAGUUAUAAUCUUAGUUACAAAAAGUAAAAAUGCUUGAUUCUGUAAAACGUGUAAUAUUAGUUCUCUCAGGUAAAGGUGGUGUUGGAAAAUCCACAGUUAGCACACAAUUGGCGCUUACUUUGAAAGAAAGAGGUUAUAAGGUUGGAUUGCUAGACAUUGACUUAUGUGGCCCUAGCGUUCCUUACUUGUUAAACUUAGAGAACCAAAAUGUACACCAGGGUCCUGAAGGAUGGAUCCCAGUGUAUUUAGAUAACGAACAAAGGCUCGGCGUGAUGUCUAUAGGCUUCUUACUAAGCUCCCGAAACGAUGCCGUAGUCUGGCGAGGACCAAAAAAGACUUCAAUGAUAAAACAGUUCUUGGAAGAUGUUUGCUGGCAGGAACUUGAUUUUCUUGUUAUUGACACCCCUCCAGGAACUUCAGAUGAACACAUCACAGUGAUGGAGAAUCUCCGUCAAGUACCACAAUGUGGUGCAAUAAUAGUGACCACUCCACAAGAAGUUGCCAUAGAGGAUGUGCGCAAGGAGAUCACAUUCUGCAAAAAAACUGGCAUACCAAUCCUUGGCAUUAUUGAAAAUAUGAGCGGAUACGAGUGUCCAAAUUGCAGUGAAUGCACAAACAUCUUCUCCAGUGGCGGCGGAAAGUCACUAGCAGAUAUAUCCAAAAUUCCUUUCAUGGGCAGUGUGCCCAUAGACCCCAGGGUCGGGAAGUUAGCUGGACAAGGUUUAGCAGCCAUCAAAGAACUGCCAGACUCAACAACCAGCAAAGUGUUCACUGAAUUAGUUAAUCAACUAGCUCUUAACCUGUGAGGCUAUAUAAUGGAGUUUCUAUAUGUAUUUAAAAAUCAUGGGACAUAUUUAUUUAUACAAUGUCUUGCUCUAUUAUCUAUGAGUUCGAAUACUUAUAAAAUUAUUUAUAAUUCGAUUGUGAUAUUCAAAAUGGUUUCGAUAACUUACUAAACAAUACAGCCAAUGUAUCUUGGCCAGUCUGAAGUUAGCCGAUUAGCUGCGCAGUACACAAUUUUGUUCCUAAAAGAUCCAGUAUUGUCCUUGCAAAAGUUGUAAAUGUUCCUCAAAUCACUAAGGACCUACAAAAGACCAGCAAUGCAUUUGUAACUUCUUUGGUUUAUUAGGUUGCCAUGCAUGGCGCCACAUUUACCAUCAGGGUAUCCGUCGUCUCAUUUCUGGACAUACUUUUAUUUAUUUAUUUAUACACUUUAUACAAAACAUGUAAAGGUGGACUUAAUGCCUUAGGCAUUGUCUAACAGUCGACCUUUGGGUGGUCGACUUUUACCCCAUAAAAACCUAGUUUUAACUUUAAAAUUACUUUGGUUGUAAUACAUGCCAAAUGUUUAUAGUAUGUAAAUCGAAACUAUUUGUAUACAGAUAAAUAUAUAAUUAUGUAUAAGAAUAACAAAAUUGGUGUCCUCAAAGAGGUAAGUACCUAGAUAUCUAAAUACCACAUCAAACAAUAAAGAAUGUAGGUAUUACCAAAAGUACAUUAGCUACAGUUAACAAAAAACUGCAAUAAACCAGUUUAGCAUGGACUCGCUUUUUAUGGUCUUUCCCCAGAUUCAACAGUCAAUUUAUACUGGUAAUACGUAGCUGCGAGUACGAACUAAAUAAACAAAAUGGCCUGACGAAUUUUGUGUGUUGUCAAAUAUCAAAUUUCUCUUAUAGAUCAGUUUGUAUGGAAGAAUAUUUCCGUUUUUAGUAUUCGAUAUAAGCAAUUUUAUACUCCUCCUUAAAAAGCUGGCAUUGCAUCUAUAACUUCGCUGGUGUUACGGGUAUCGAUGGUGGACGCUAAUCGCUUAUCGUACUAUCAGGUGAUCGUCUCCUCGGUGUGUCCCCUAUAUACCAUAUAUAAAAAAUAAGUCCAUAUUUUCUCAAGACCCAAAGUUAACUUAAUCUUUAUAACCUUUUCAGAGUUUUAACUAGAAUUAACAGCAAUUUAUUUUAUAUAUAUGUACUUAUAAGAAGAAGAUUGCAAUGUCCACUUUAAUACUGCUCAUUAUCAAGCAAUUAUAGUUUUAAGCAAAAAUGUAAUUAUAUACUAUCAUUCCAUUGAUAUUGUUGGUGUAAAUAAAUAAAAUACAUCUUGUUAAUACAA
Molecule: messenger RNA, 2202 nt
Organism: Spodoptera exigua (beet armyworm)
Lineage: Eukaryota; Metazoa; Arthropoda; Insecta; Lepidoptera; Noctuidae
Source: the annotation of a GenBank genome assembly